Molecule: messenger RNA, 1608 nt
Organism: Meira miltonrushii
Lineage: Eukaryota; Fungi; Basidiomycota; Exobasidiomycetes; Exobasidiales; Brachybasidiaceae
Product: FAD dependent oxidoreductase
Exons: 1
Coding region: 113-1600 (495 amino acids)
Molecular function (GO): sarcosine oxidase activity; proline dehydrogenase activity; flavin adenine dinucleotide binding
Source: RefSeq, a predicted model, not a curated record
CUUGCAUCGGCCAAGCAUAACCUUAAAUUUUGAGAAGAUGGGGAAAGCGGUUCGAUAAGAUUACAGUCGAGAGCAUACCAUCAUCUAUCGGGUCAUCUUUCGAGAAAGCGGAAUGCCGUCCGAUUCAACUUCACAAACAAGCUUCUUGAUCGUAGGAGCGGGAAUAUAUGGAUCUUCAACAGCUCUAACAUUGGCAAGAUUGGGUUACAAGGAUGUUGUGGUUUUAGAUCGAUCUGAAGAUGGUUUUGCUGCUUCUGAUGCUGCAUCGAAUGAUCUCAACAAGGUGAUCAGAGCUGAUUACUCUGAUGAAUCUUAUUGUCGGCUAGGAAAACAAGCAAUAUCUUCUUGGCGUACAGAUGAUGUAUUUUCACCAUUUUAUCACGAAACAGGCGUGGUAUUCAGAAGUGGUGAUGGGGAGAACGCAUUCAGUGAAAAGUACGAGAAACAUUGCCAGAGAGGAGUAGAAAGAGCAAGUAAGACGCAAGAUGCAUCUGUAGAAAAGACUUUGGAGGGCAAACAAAUGCCACGCAAUGCAUUCUUGUUAAACGAUCAAGACGAUCUAUUGAGCGCUUUUCCAACGGCCAUGCACAACCAACUAGGAGAAGGCUUUCAAGGUUUUGGGAAACACCAGUACGGAUAUGCAAACCCACGAGGAGGAUGGGCAGAAGCGAAUAAUGCAACAAGAGCAGCUUUACGAGAAGCUGUCCGGAUAGGUGGUGUUAACGUGGUUAGCAAGGCAACCGUCACAGAGUUGCUCUUCGAAGGAAGUGACGGACAAGGGAAGAACAUAGUGACUGGAGUACGUACACAUGACGGUCGCUCGUUCCAUGCUGACCAUAUUGUCCUAGCAGCCGGAUCAUGGUCACGCUUAUUGAUCAGUAAACUCUUACCUCAAUCAAACACAAACAUCAUCUCUCCUGCUUUUCCAUCUGCACAAUGUGUUUUGACAAUCCAACUCACGCCUGUAGAGAGUGCUCCUUUCCGUGGUACACCUGUUGUAGUGAACCUGGACAACGGAUUCUACAUCUUUGAACCAAAUGCAGAUAAUAUACUCAAAUGUGCGAUUCAUGGAGAUGAAGGGUUUGCUAACCCUGCCCCGACUUACGAUGAUUGCAAAGGCAGACCUUACCCUUCUUUUAAUCACGGCAUGCAAGCGAGCUUCAACGGUGACCGACAGCCUUCACAGCUAUCGAAAGGAUCUGCUAAAACAUUCAUUCCAGAAGAUAAAGUUGAUCAAAUGAUGUCAGAAUUAAUUCGAUUAUAUCCACAUAUCGCAAAAGUGGAUAGACAACGCAUUUCUUCACGUAUCUGUUGGUAUUCGGAUACGCACGAUGAAAAUUGGUUGAUUGAUGAACAUCCAGAAGUGUCGGGAUUGUUGGUCGUUGGAGGUGAUUCGGGUCAUGCGUUCAAAUUUUUACCGAUCAUCGGACGUUUAAUUCUAGCAAGGCUUGGGAUACCGGAAGUUGAACCGCUUACCGAACAUCAAAAAAGGGUAUUCUCAUAUGCACAUCAUACAAGCUUGACCGAAAAGGUCAACAGAGGAGAGCAUGUAGAGAGUGCAGAUAGCGGUCGUUCUUCCGGUCCUGUUCCGGUCAAGUAGGGUACACA